GCCGCGGAAAGCGAGCGAGCGAGCGAAGUUGGGAGCCGCUCAGAGACUCCCGGCGGCCGGGGCGGAGGGUCGCCCAGGCGGAGCAGCGGCGGCGGGGCGGGCAGGGGCGGCCAGCAGGAGCGGGCGCGGCGCAGCUGGUGGGGGAUCGCGAAGGAGGAGGCGAGGCGGCUGCCUCUCCGCCGCCGGGGCCCUCGCCCGUCGCCGCGGGGCUCGCCCGGACCAUGCCGAUCCUCCUUUUCCUCAUAGACACGUCCGCCUCCAUGAACCAGCGGGCGUAUCUGGGCACCAGCUACCUGGACGUGGCCAAGGGCGCCGUCGAGCUCUUCAUGAAGCUGCGGGCCCGCGACCCGGCCAGCCGCGGCGACAGGUACAUGCUGGUCACCUUCGACGAGGCGCCGUAUUGCAUCAAGGCUGGAUGGAAGGAAAACCAUGCCACUUUCAUGAAUGAACUGAAAAACCUGCAAGCGUCAGGAUUGACCACCCUGGGGCAGGCACUUCGAUCAUCGUUUGACCUGCUGAACCUCAACAGAUUAGUCUCUGGAAUAGACAACUACGGGCAGGGGAGGAAUCCAUUUUUUUUGGAGCCGUCAAUUUUAAUUACCAUCACAGAUGGAAACAAGCUGACAAAUACUUCUGGCGUUCAAGAGGAGCUCCAUCUUCCUCUGAAUUCUCCCCUGCCUGGUAGCGAACUAACCAAAGAACCGUUUCGCUGGGAUCAACGACUGUUUGCCCUUGUGCUGCGCUUGCCCGGAGCCCCUUCAGUGGAACCCGAGCAGCUAGGGAGCGUUCCCACAGAUGAGUCUGCCAUCACACAGAUGUGUGAAGUCACUGGAGGGCGCUCAUAUUGUGUUCGGACACAGCGCAUGUUGAACCAAUGCUUAGAGUCCCUUGCUCAGAAGGUUCAGAGUGGUGUGGUCAUUAAUUUUGAAAAAUCAGGACCAGAUCCUCCUCACAUUGGGGAAGAUGGACUGGUUGAUGCCACGAGGCCUAUCAAUUCCUUUGGUUCUCAGCCAUGGCACAGCUGUCAUAAACUCAUCUAUGUGCGUCCAAACCCUAAAACGGGGGUGCCAGUUGGCCAUUGGCCAAUUCCCGAAUCUUUUUGGCCUGAUCAGAAUUCUCCAACGCUGCCCCCUCGCACAUCUCAUCCGGUGGUGAGGUUCUCCUGUGUGGACUGUGAACCCAUGGUGAUUGAUAAACUGCCAUUUGACAAGUACGAACUUGAACCGUCGCCUUUAACGCAAUAUAUCUUGGAACGGAAGUUGUCUCACGUCUGCUGGCAGGUAUUUGUGAGCAGCAGCGCAAAAUACAGCGAGCUCGGACACCCCUUUGGUUAUUUAAAGGCCAGCACCAGCCUGACCUGUGUCAAUCUCUAUGUGAUGCCUUACAACUACCCCGUUCUGCUCCCUCUGCUCGAUGACCUUUUCAAGUUUCACAAACUUAAGCCAAAUCUGAAGUGGCGACAGGCAUUGGACAGCUACAUAAAAACCAUGCCUCCCUACUAUUUAGUGCCAUUAAAGAAAGCGCUAAGGAUGAUGGGAGCUGCAAAUCUGAUAUCAGAUAAUUUAGAUUGUGGACUUAGUUACAGUGUUAUCUCUUACCUUAAAAAACUCAGCCAACAGACAAAAAUAGAGUCGGAGCGGAUAAUAGGGUCAGUGGGUAAGAAACCCCCGCAAGAGACGGGCAUUAAAGUGAAGAGUCACUCCAGUGGCCUGUCCCUCAUCCAGAGCAGGGAUUUCAAGCAGUUGCUUCAAGGGAUUUCUGGUGACUCCCCCCUGAGGCUGCCUGAAAUGAACGUGAAGGAAUUUGCUGGCUUCCAGAUAGGGCUCUUGAAUAAGGAUCUAAAACCACAGGCCUACCGCAAUGCUUACGAUAUUCCUCGUCGCAGCCUUUUAGACCAACUGACCCGGAUGAGAACUAACCUGUUGAAAACACACAAGUUUAUUCUAGGCCAGGAUGAAGAUUGCCUUCACAGUGUUCCUGUAGCACAGAUGGGGAACUACCAGGAAUACCUCAAGAUGAUGCCUUCUCCCCUUCGAGAAAUUGACCCAGACCAGCCCAAAAGGCUUCACACUUUCGGAAACCCUUUCAAGCAAGAUAAAAAGGGAAUGAUGAUCGACGAGGCGGAUGAAUUCGUCGCCGGUCCUCAGAACAAAGUCAAACGUCCAGGAGAGCCCAACACGCCGGCAUCCCUGAAGAGAAGGCGCAGCAUGUCCCCGCUCUUGAGACGGCCGCAGUCGCCGCCAGUGGUGGCUAACCACGUUGGCGGGAAAGGAUCUGCCUUGGCUGCUGGGCCCUCAUCCAACCCGAGUACUAAAACCACGCCAGCUUAUAAAGAUACAAACAGCAAUACGGUUCAAGAUGGCAAUGGUGAAAAGAAAGCCGAGAAUUUCCAGCUGCUGGACAAACCAGGGGACGGACCUUUGGUGCAUAUUGUUCCUCCGUCCCCGGCUGCUGUGGUGGAUGAAGACCUGCCAAACGAUACGGACUCUUUGACCGGUGAACUGAAUUGUGUUGGGGAAGAUGGACUGGACCAUAGACCUGUAGUCAAUUCCCUCGUCAGGGGCCCUUUAAACUACAGUAUAUCCGCCGAAGACCAAAAACUGCUCGAGGAGCCAGCUUCUGGAACUGUGCCAAAUUCAGUGAAAAUAACAUCCAAUAUGUUUGAAGGAAACAACGAAGUUAUCAAAAUCAAGGUUAUGAAGGAAGUUCGGAAACCUGGGAGAAAUUAUGAAAAAAUCUUCUCUCUCCUAGAAGAAAUACAAGGCCCUGUAGAAAUUCAAAAAUAUUUCAUUGAAUUUGCUAUCAAAGAAGCAACAAGGUUUAAAAAACGGGUCUUAAUUCAGCACUUAGAAAGAAUACUAGAGGAAAUAGAGUUCAGCAGCCUUCCCAACCGAAUUAAUCAUGUCAACAGUAGAUAAUAAGAGCAGGAGCCGGCCGAAGGAACGGACGGGUCCGGGCGAUGGAGUUUGCUGUGUCGUGGAGGAAUGGAAGAGGAUGUGGCAGCCGCUGCCCCUACCAGCCGGGUGGCUUUUCUGUUGGCGUCUCAGAAGAAGGGUGACGUGUUUAUGCUCGCGCACCUCCUUCGCCGGACACCGGAGGAAAUUGCCGCAGGAGGUGUGGCUUCCUCCCUCCCCACCCACCUUUGGAGGGCUGAUCUGCCCCUGGGCCGAAGAAAGACACUCGGGGCCGCCCCCUGGUCCUGCAGGUGAUGAGAAUUUACUCAUUUGAACCCUUGCUAUAAGACACUUUAAAGGGCUGCCGUAGGCCACCGGGGUGAGUGGCACCCCGUUACCUCUGCACUUGUGUCGGAGCGAUCCUUUGUCCUAGAAACAAAAGAAAAGGAAGGAGGAGGAGGAGGAGGAGGAGGAAAGGCCCUCCGUGGUGGUAGUGCGUCUUGUCGCUACAGGCACGAAGGUGAACCUUUCCCGCGAGAGCGGCUAGCCCACCCAGGCACGAGGUUGCAGGGUUAAUUGGAUUGAGAGGAAAGGCGCCGCUCGUCUGGGUUGAGGAGACGCUCUCGAGAGCCCCGGGACGGACGGACUGGCUGGCCGCCUGCUGCGGCUGCUGCUCCUGCGGUAGCCACUAAACAACCUACCUCAGUCUUCCUCUUCUUCUUCUUUUGUCUGCAGACGUUCUGCAAGCGCGUCCGAGGCUCCCCAGGUCCAGGCUUCAGUUCUCUUUCAUCUUGGUGAGGAGGACGGAGACUCUUCUCGUGGACUUGGCUUUGGAGGCGCUUAAAGGAAACUUGGGGGUUUAGAAACAAAAGCCAGGAAAAAGAACUGCCCUUCCCGCCCUCCACAUGAAUUUUACUUUUUAAAUGUUCAUACGAGAAGCUAUUUUGGACAGUGUUGUUUAACAGAUCCUUACUUUGAGAUAUCAAAUGCCGUGCGUGUGUGUACAUAGAACAUCUAUACAUAUAUAUAAAUAUAUCUAUAUAUAUGAGAGAAUUUUUUGAGCACUUGUACAUAAUAAAAAUCAUUUUAUGAUUUUUCUAAGGAGUGCCUGAUCUGAAUGGGGAAUGGUUUUAUUAGCCUUCCAGUUGUCUGUGAAAAAUGUGGUUGGAAAGGAGCAGACGGUGCCCCUCCUGAGUCUCUUUUCUCAUUGUUGAACCGAACUGCCUCAAGGUUGUCUUGCUGUGGUGCUCUGUCCACCUGCCUUGAAGCAGGCCUAAGCGGGCGACUUUUGUCCCGGGGUGAGUAGGAUUGUCCCUUUAGACUUCAGCCUGUCCCAUCCAGCUCCAACUUGCGUUUGCUGAGCUAUGUAUCUGCUUUUGGGGGGAAGAGUUUUUGUGCGAUUGCUGAACAAAAAGGGAGUGAUGUGCUCCAGAGGCUUCAGCUUGGGCCAGUUGCAGACAACUGGGAAUUGGCAUCCCAAACAACUGGAGACAACCUGCUAGCCACCCCUCUUGUCCAGAUAAGGGAGCGAUUGGGCUGAUGGUAAAAGAGGCAGGUCUGGUGACUUCACAAGUGUAACCAGCCCGGGCUGUGGGAUGCUCACGCCUGCAUCCGUCUUGACUUGGGGGAGAAAGCUGGCUGGUUUAAGUUUUGUAGCUGCAAUUUGGAAACUUGAGCAUCAAGGCUGAUUUCCCCCAACCCUUUCUGGCUUUGCAGAAGGGGGGGGGGAUGAUUCUGUGCGAGCAGUCAGCAAGCAGGUGCACACGCGCAGCUCCAUUUGCGCAAGUGGCUAGCAAGUGCAUCCAUCACUCACGAAAGGAGUGUGCACUCGCCUGUUGCUCACACCGUGGGGAUGCCGCACACGCUCGCCCACUUCAACGGCCCGGUUCUGAAUGGCUUGUGGGCUGAGGGAUCCCUAACAUAGAUUACCUUUCUUCCACUGUUUAGAGCACAGGCUGAAGAACUGUCUGCUUUUGCUCCACUGACUUCAGUCACAAGGAUAACUAGAAACAUCGUGUCCUGGGGAAGUCUAGAUGUUUAAAUCUGGUUGUCACUUCCAGUAGUUCAUCGCAGGAUAAUAAGAAUUAACUGGACGUAGGUGUUGCUCAGAACUGAAAGAUUGUGUUGCAUCAGCUAGGUUUUACUACAAAGGUACAGUACCUGACAGCUGCAGGCAAAAAAGUCAGAUUGCAUGCAAAAACUAUUGAUUAUAUUGGCAGGCCUGGUUCCAGCCUUAAAUCGAGGCAAAUUUUUCCCUGCAGACGUCGAAAGAAAGUAGCACAAUGAUCCUGAGAGUACUAAAAAUAAAACCCAGUUCUGAUUUGUGUAGUAUCUCCAGGGAGAGGAAAGCUGGCUUGUGAUUGCCAGAGGUGGGGUGCAACAGCUCUGGCAAUUUCAUCCAGUGCAGCCAAGAAUACAUUGAUCAAGCAAGGCUGUUUUCAGAAAUAUUGGAAACUUUUCGAAGCGGGCAUUUUCAAUUUUAUGUUCCCCUGAAUUAGGCCCGUUGAUCCCUUAACGCACCUCAAUUGUGGGACUGUAAUUAAGGGCUUAUUUACAGAUGCCAGAAAGACAGGAGGUGGCAAAGCCUUGUAUUAACUGAAAGCAUAGUCAUUUCCCUUUUUCUUGAACUAAGGCGUAUAAUGAACCAGUUUAGGAGCCCAAAAAUUGAUCAGUCUUUUUUUUUUCUAAGUACUUUCACCUCUCCCUUCAGAGAAAUCCAUAAUCCUUUAGAUUUAAGAACCCAUUUCACAAGUUUACAUCACCAGUAAAAAAAUAUUGCAUCUGCAAAAAUAAUUCUUACUCUGUUUUGGAAUAACAUUAGUUCUUUAUUGGACAUUGCAAGAGCAAAAAGGGAAACAAAAUUUGCACAUUUGUAACAACCAUGGAUAGUGAAAGGGAACCUGUUCAUUUCUUGCAAGUUUAAGAGACCCAGAAGGUGCUUGAACAGAGUGCAAAAUCCAUAACAAAUACACAAAACGACUGACUUCGGAGAAAGACUGCCAUUUUGUAGCAAAAUUUGCAAGUUCUUGGCAAAACUGGACCCCGAUUAGGGUCAGGAGAAAGAACAAACAAGGACCCCAGCUUGGAACAGUGUAUACUAAAACAGCAAACACUGUAUUUUAUAGAGCUGUUUUGGAUGUCACAAUCCCUAUUAACUGCCCACUUCAUUGUUUUGAAUUUUGGGCUGGAGAAUGUUAUUAGAUACAAAACUGAAUUAAAAACCUGCUAGAAGAAACAAUCACCCAGAAAGGAGCAGGAGACAGAAUAGCCAAUGGGCAGCUAUUUUAACACCAGAAUAUUAGGAGGAAGAUGACCAACAGAGCUACGCAACCGCCUUAUACAUGUCUGACAAGUUUCACCUAAAAAAAGAAUGCAAGGCUAAGGCUGAGCUUAAUUCAAAGGAAGGACCACAGUAUUGAAUCAAUUGGCACCGGUGCCAGAUUUUGAAAGGCCAAUAUCUAUCACAGUCAAGUCUGGAGUUGAUUCUUUGGCCAGAGCACGGCUUCUCUGGCAAGAUAAAAAAAAAA
Molecule: messenger RNA, 6421 nt
Organism: Crotalus tigris (Tiger rattlesnake)
Lineage: Eukaryota; Metazoa; Chordata; Lepidosauria; Squamata; Viperidae
Product: integrator complex subunit 6-like
Exons: 18
Coding region: 222-2918 (898 amino acids)
Biological process (GO): snRNA 3'-end processing
Cellular component (GO): integrator complex
Source: RefSeq, a predicted model, not a curated record